AUGGUUUUGAGUCAAAAGGUACCGAACGCAUUUUUUAAUGUAUGGUUUUAUCGACUACUGACCAUGAAAACUUGUCUCAAUCCAUUACCAAAAGAAUGUAAAGAUUUUAUCGAACAAAUUUUUACCAUUGGUCUUGAUUUUCUUCUUAUCACUUUGGAUAGAAGCCCCGAAGACAUGACGCCUUCCAAUUCAGUUGAUAACAUUUAUAUUGAAUUGAGUAGACGUGAAGAAAACGCUUACCUUGAGAUGUCUCAAAACUCCUUCUCAUCUUCAAACGACUCGAUGGAUAUUGAUACUGAAUCCGAUAAUCUAUCGAUUUUAGGAUUAAUUCAGACCGCUCCUAAUCAUGAUGGCGUAGAUUUGGGUGCGCUGAUCGUAUCUGAGGAUGUUCUGAGAGCUCAACUUCGUGCAGGACUUUGGGUUCGGAACGGUUUCAGAUUUAGAGUACAAGGACUACAUUAUCGAGAAUAUAGUCUAAGAGAGACCACGUUCAAUCAAGAUAUUUAUUAG
Molecule: messenger RNA, 510 nt
Organism: Melampsora larici-populina 98AG31
Lineage: Eukaryota; Fungi; Basidiomycota; Pucciniomycetes; Pucciniales; Melampsoraceae
Exons: 6
Coding region: 1-510 (169 amino acids)
Source: RefSeq, a predicted model, not a curated record